AUGGAGGCGAAGGCAGCAGAACUACUGGCAGCCUUCAAGAACCCCAACCUGUCUGUUGAUUCAAAGAUCGCCUACCUCUCUAGUGUCAAAUCCGAUAUCAAACAGAAAAAUGUCCCGGAAGGAGCCAUUCGCCCUAUUUUCGAAACAUUGCGCUUAGCCAUCGGCUCCCAACACUACUCUGUCCUUGGAGCGGGGUUUUCCACACUCGGCCACCUCCUCAAGCGGCUUGCAAUCCAAGACCAGGAGCAAUGGAUUGUUCAUCAGGCUCAGAGCUUAUAUCCCAUUCUGCUGGAGCGUCUCAAUGACCCGAAAGAACGCAUAAGAGCCCAGGCUGCGUCGAUAUUCACCGAACUGUGGCCAUUUGCAGGCAACGAAGUCGAAUAUCAUGUUCUGGAAGUUGCGCUGGUCGGGAAAAAUCAUCGGGCGAAAGAAAUGAGCAUGCUUUGGUUGGCGAAUAUGACGAAGAACCAUGGUUUAUUGUUCCGCCAAUAUGUUCCUUCGCUGGUUUCGUGCUUAGAGGACGCCGACAGCGCCGUACGAGAUACGGCGAAGUUGGUCGUGAUUGAUCUGUUCCGAACUGGCCCCGCAAGAGCGAAGUCUGACCUGCAAAAGCAAAUGGCGGCACGUGGUGUAAGGAAAUCCAUCGCGAAUGCUAUCCUUUCGGGAAUUGGCCUAGGGUCCAUUGAACCCGAGACUGCAUCCUCCACGCGUCCAAUCUCUCGGGCUGAACGCUCGAUUUCGGUGAUGUCGUCACGUUCACAUGCUAUGGAACACACUGAUGAUGAGAUGGAGCCUGUGAAGACCCGCCCAGCUUCCAGAGCUACUCGUGAGCGACCUAUAGCCUCCUCUGCACCAUCAGACCCACCAAUUGUCAACCGACCUCGCACACCGGCUCCGAUGCCAGCACCCCAGGAACCGUUGCAAGAUGAUGAUGGUUUGGAACCGUUCGAUGUUGCUUCGGCAAGGGACAUUGAUGAUCUUGUGCGCGAUAUGCUCCCCUGGUUUGAGGGAAGAGAAUCUGAGGAUAAUUGGUCAAAGCGUGAAAAGAAUGUGAUUCUUUUCCGCAGACUGACUCGAGGCAACGCGCCACACGACUUCACGCAGACCUAUCUCAAUGCAGUAAAGACACUUCUUGACGGCAUCCUAAAGGUUCUCAACUCUCUACGAACCACAAUGUCUAGCAACGGCAGUCUUUUGAUCCAAGAUAUUGCUCGAACAUGUGGCCCUAGAAUUGACCCAAUGGUCGAGAUUAUCAUGCAGAACUUGUUGAAACUUUGCUCAGCGUUGAAAAAGAUUGCCGCUCAAAACGGAAAUGCUACUGUUGCAGUCGUCAUUCAAAAUGUUUCAUUCAGCGUUCGCCUCCUGCAGCACGUCUCUUUCGCUUCCCAGGAUAAAAAUGUUGCAGUGCGUCAGUUCGCUACAGGGUGGCUAAAAGCUUUGAUCACCCGCCAGGCUCAUCACAAGAGCGCAGUUGAACAUGGUGGUGGCCUUGAGCUCAUCGAGAAGUCGAUCGUAAAAGGAUUGGGUGAUGCCAACCCUGGUGUGCGCGAAGCAACCCGGAGUACCUUCUGGACCUUCUACGGCGUGUGGCCGGAGCGAGCCAAUGUGAUAGCAGAUAACCUCGAUCCCAAGUCGCGAACCUUGCUGGAAAAGGAUUCUUCAAACCCCAACCCGCCCUCAAAAGGUGCACCUGCUGCACUGCCUGCAAAGAGCCCUGCUAAGAGUCGUUCUGCUUUACAAGAAGCUAUUGCUGCCCGGAAGAAGGCCCAAAUGCCUUCUCGCUCCGAGUCAGCUCAGCCAGUUUUUGCCGAAGCGAAGCCACCCACUGCUGCCUCCACUCGAAGUGUACCCACUGGGGCCCCUCUCUCCUCUUUGUCUUCUGCGCCUAUGAGACCCGCCAUGAAGCCUCGACGGCCAGAAAUCAGUCGCCCUGCAACCGCAGACCCCUAUGCUCGUCGCCCUGAGUCACGAGCCCAGUCUAGUAGUACCCAAUCUAUCAGACAAGCGACAACUUCCCCCCGGGCCAUACGAUCCAAAACAUCAACACCUACAUCAAAGCCCCCCUUAACGGCUCCUCGCACUCGCCCGCAUGAGUCAGCACAAGCUACUACAACGAAAGGCCGGCCGAAGAAGCUCGAUUUGUCCAAGUCCAAGUCCCACAGUGAUCUAAGGGCUGCGAGUCACGCUCGAAGUGACUCGAACGAAAGCCUGACCAACCUGCCAUCUGCAAGAACCCCCCGUCACGGAAAUUUCCUCACUCCAUCUGAAGACCAACAUUUCCCAGCAUCUAUCGUGUUGGAAAGUCCUCCACUUAAUCCAUCACAGCCUCUUCUGUAUUCGGCACCACAUGGCCCUCACGCCGACUCGGUUCCUGUUGAAGAACCGGAACCAAUAAUACUAGAUGAACCUGUUGUUGCCGCACCUCCACCUUACAUCCCUGAGCCAGAUCUUGCGGUAUCUCCCCCGCUCGUGUCUCCCGCUCGGCAUGAUUCAGAUCUGGUCUUUGGCUCUGGUCCUGCAUCUGCAACCAAGCCCCAGCCUGAGUCAAUGGUGAUCUACGAAGACCCCACCACCCCCACCACGGACCAAAAUGAGACUCCUGCCUACUCCGUCUCGGUGGGAAAUCUUUCCCCCUCAAAGUCGUCCCCUAGCCGCCCUGAGCAAACUCAGCAUGGCGAAGCAGAGCCUCAACUCAUAUCCGAAGAUACCCCAGCCUCGGUGGUCACUUCGGCUAGGAACCUUACACCUGAUUUGGUCCCUAGACAGGAAACUGGUAUGAACCUUGAAGUUCGAACUCCAUCUCCAACUCGCCGGACACCGCUUCAACCAAGUCCAUCACCAACAAGAGGCCGUUUCCAACCAGCGGCUUCUAAUAUUAUGGAUAUUGAGGUUCCCCAAGAGCCUCGUUUGGGAACGAGCCGGGCCGAUGGCAACAAUGAGAAUGCGACUCCACACCUGGCCAAGGCUCUGGACUUGCUCGCUGUGCCGCGCUCUGCAGUUAAACCGAGUGCUCUCGAAGAAGUGACGGCAAACGAACCUACACCGCGUUCGCCAGAAGUUUUGAGACAGAGAUUAGUUGAAUCAAUGUCUCAAUCAACACUCUCCCAGUCGACCUUCUCCCAAUCAACGAUGUCUGAAGAUUCCACACGACGCACUCGAAAGUGGGUUGAUCGUCACCGCAGCCCUAGCCCACGUUCCAAGGACCCGGCUAAUGCCAAGGAAAUGAUCCGUAAAGGCCUGGCUCGUAUCCUCUCUCGAACCAUGGAGCCCUCGGGGUAUCGGAAGCUGCAGGGUCUUAUCCAAUACCACGGUGAUGAGAUUGUACCCCAAAGCCAGGACUACAAUGCGUUGCUGGAAGCUCUAUUCACCGAACUGGAAGCAACGCCUUCCAACCGUAAGGACCACGACGUGAAGACACAGGUCCUAGCCACCAUCCGUUCCAUGCUCCUACGGACCCGUGAAAAUUUCCACCCCUAUGACACUCGCGCCAUGGCAGCUAUCAUCCAGGCCCGCCGCCACUACGAGUCCACAUCUCACUUCGUCACUUGUCUAGAGGAAGUGGCAGAGAAACUGGUAUUUUUGACUUUGCCCCAGACGGCAAUUGUCGGUGUUCUGCAGGGUCUGAAUCUUGGAGCAGACGCAGAAAAUGAUGAGACAUACCGGUCUACCAUCAUGGGCUUGAGUACUAUCCAGCAGGCGCUAUCUCGCCCUGGUAUUGAUAUCGACGAUGAGCUUCUGGCUCGCAUCGGUGCUGUGGUCAUGCAGCAGCUCGGGCACCCGCGCCCCGGCGUCAGGAAGAAUGCCACCGAGCUCUGCACGUUCUUGAACAUUACUUUCGGAUCUGAACGAGUGCAAAAAGUCACGCAGCCUCCUCGUGAAGGAUCCCUUAACCUUUUGACAUACUUCAUGGCCAGAAGGACUCAGUAA
Messenger RNA from Penicillium vulpinum, 3927 nucleotides. RefSeq lists its product as uncharacterized. Bases 1 to 3927 code for a protein of 1308 amino acids. The record is from RefSeq and is a predicted model, not a curated record. Lineage: Eukaryota; Fungi; Ascomycota; Eurotiomycetes; Eurotiales; Aspergillaceae. Gene Ontology annotation, molecular function: microtubule binding. Gene Ontology annotation, cellular component: spindle microtubule; cytoplasmic microtubule; mitotic spindle midzone. The transcript has 4 exons. Gene Ontology annotation, biological process: astral microtubule depolymerization; mitotic spindle assembly.